GAAGGGGAGAGAGACGUACACAAGUAAGAAAUCUUCAAUGGCAAUGUGGGUUGCCGAGUCUCUGAAAAUUCCUUCUGGCUUUGUCGUCUCGUUUAUUCAAAGAAAAACGAAGAUAGUAAUAAUAAUCAACAAAGGCAUAUAUAGUGAAGGUGAAUCUGGAAGAGAUGAGGGAAAGAUGAUGUUCGGAAAGCAGUUCAAGCAACAAAAGUGGACUGGUGCUUACAUGGAUUAUAAUGGUCUUAAAAAGAAUAAUGGGAGAGAUCUUGCAGUACAAGCAAAGCAGGCAACCUUCAACACAUUUGAGAUCCAUACUGCACAAAUUAACUUUGCACAGACCCUUCAGACUCCAGUGGACUAAACCUGCAAUCUACCAAUCUCUCCAGUAAAGGAGAUAUUGAGGACCAAGUGAUAGAUGUUAAUUCGCUGCCCCAAGAUGGCUGUAGAAAGUUUUACACGACUCAGUUCCUGAGGGAGUCUGAAGAAGGAGGCGAACUAGAGGUUAAGUUCUUUAAGAAACUUGAUGAACAACUUAACAAGUUUAACACUUUUUACAAGGAUAAGUUGGACGAGAUGAAGCAUGAAGCAUCUUUGCUGAAUAAACAAAUGGAUGCUUUUAUUGCCUUGCGUAUUAAGGUGGAGAGCCCUGGUUUUGACGACUCUUGUGCGAAGAAAAGUUGUGAUACUGGUGUUGUUACCACAAACCCCUUGAAGAGCUGUAGCCCAAGCAGAGACACACCUUCAGGCUUCAGGUAUGGGAACAUAAAAAGUGUGAUUUGUCAGCUGAGUUGCAAAGCAUCAAUAUGGCCUUUUAUAUGUUGAAUAAGAAGCAAGAAACCAUGGAGAGAUCAGAAAAAUGGACCAAGAAUGGUUGUAGCUGUUUUAAGUUGGUUACAAAGUAGAAGAAGCUAUAAUCGAAGGAUUUUUUUAUUGGCCGAGUUUAUGAAGUUUUUGAUUUUCCUCA
Molecule: messenger RNA, 961 nt
Organism: Populus trichocarpa (black cottonwood)
Lineage: Eukaryota; Viridiplantae; Streptophyta; Magnoliopsida; Malpighiales; Salicaceae
Exons: 2
Coding region: 38-358 (106 amino acids)
Source: RefSeq, a predicted model, not a curated record